This is a messenger RNA of Pocillopora meandrina, 10544 nucleotides long. The record is from the annotation of a GenBank genome assembly. Lineage: Eukaryota; Metazoa; Cnidaria; Anthozoa; Scleractinia; Pocilloporidae.
AUGGCUUACACUUGGCCGGUAGUCGUUGCUGGCAUUUCGUUCGUAAUUUACUACACACGCCUCUCUUGGUUGUUGUUUCCAUGUCUUCUAUUUGGGGCGUUUCUUGCGUCAGGUGGAAAGUCUUUUCCAAGGGUGUUCUUUCGUACAAUUUUGCGUGAUCUGAGGUAAGACCUGCUGUCUCUCCCCAUACGAAGAAAAAAUUCGUGUACUAACACAACUCCGACCCAACUAAAAAUGAGCACUGGAAAUAAAAGAAACAAUCAAGUAUCACUAUAAGCUUUGUACAAAUAUUUUCGUCCUGAUGUUAUUAAACAUCGGUGAAUUUAUUCUUGUCUGGGUAUGCUGCGUAAAGUAUUCAAUGGAUGGAGCGUAUAAUUUAAGGUUAAGGAAUAAGAUGAAAAAAAAAACAACAACUUCUAUUGGCAAGAAUCCUGUUCGAGUAUUUGUACACGAUUUUGUAAUUUGUUUAUAUUUGGAAUUAGUGGAGUUAGUGGUCAGCUUCGAAAUCGAACCAAUGAACGCUUGUACCAGACAUGUCUGACAUGGCACGCAAAGGGAAAACUUCGGCUCAUACGCGAUGUCUGAGGUUCUUUAAGGGCUCAGGCCCCAUGGGGUCUCAGGUUCUGUGGUUCUGUAGCUCUUUAGCUCCUUAUGUCUUUCAGUCUUUCAGUCUGUAGGUCUCUGAGUCUCUACGACAUAAACUCCACAUAGUUUUAUUUAAAUUAUUGAGUUCACUUUUAUCUUUCAUCAGAGUCGUUUACUUGGUUGCAAAGAUUAGUAUUCGAGUCAAAAGAAUUCAGAAGAAGGGAAAUGUGACUGUUGCUGACUUAUUUCGAGGAACAGUAUCUAAACAUCCAGGGAAAGCAGCCUUCAUAUUUGAACAGACAACUUGGACAUUCCAAGAUGUGGAGGAUUUCUCCAACAGAAUUGGAAAUUAUUUCAAGUCACAGGGCUACAAAAAGGGAGAUGUAGUGGCUGUCUUUCUGCAUUCCUGCCCUGAGUUUGUUUGCAUAUGGCUGGGUUUGUCUAAGAUUGGUGUGAUAACUGCCCUCAUUAACAACAACCUUCGACUAGAGUCUCUGAAGCAUUGCAUAUCUGCUGCAGAUCCCAGGGCAGUAAUCUUUGGAAGUGAUCUUUCAGGUGAAAAGAUCAUGUCUUCUUUGUUAACCCUUUAACUCCCAGACCAAAUUUGUAAUUCUCCUAACCAUCGACCAUACAAUUCUUAUGAUAAUAGUUCAGAGAAUUGAGUCUUGGAUCAACCAAUUAUUCCCAAAUUGACAUUUUCUUUAUUCUCAUCGCUUAUUUGGUUGAUAUUGUAUUGAUAUGGUAAGGAGAAAUUCUGUCUUGGUCACUCAUGGGAGUUAAAAGGUUAAGUGAAGUAACCUUUGCAUGAGAGGUUGGAAGUUGGUUCAAUGCUAACAUAAUGGUGUCAGCCAAGAAAAAUAAAAUAAUAAAUAAAAAAAAUAAUGAAAAUAAAUCUUUAAACUAUGAGCUUCAAUUAAAAAAACACAGACAUAUCAAUUAAGACAUGAAGCUUUCAUAAUGCUUUUCAACUUUACAGAAGACAUACUAUUGAGACCACUCUAGCUUGUUUAAAUCAUGAGUACACUAACAAGAAAUUAGGGUUCAUUUUUUUUUUUUUGCUAGACCUUAUGUAUACUAUUAUUUAUAAUUAUACCAGAAUUUCAAAGUAAGGUUAGGUUUAGAGUAACAUUGACUGCUCUCUGAGUAUCAGGUUCAUGAUAAAUUUGUCAGUAAUUUAUCUUUUACUGUGCAGUCGCUGUGAGAGAUGUUCGUAGUCAGUUAUCAAAGGAUGUGGAGCUGUACAACUUUGGAACAUCUCCUUGUUCUGAGGCUUCAGCUAAGAGCUUGCUUCGGGAAUUGGAAAGAAGUCCCUUGAAACCACCACCUGCUGAUGAAACACAGAUGUUUGAAGGUUAGUUGUCAUUUUUCAGGGAGUAUCCAGUGUAAGAAAUAUAUUGACCAUGUGGUGUGUGCAUUUUCAAGAUUCAAGAAUCAAUUCUCUCCCCUUUCUACUGUACCAACACAGCCCUCUUCACUCUUUAAUUCUCUUAGGUAUAUUCUCAUUUCUUACAGAUGCACUGAUGUAUAUCUACACUUCAGGAACAACUGGAUAUCCUAAAGCUGCAGUAAUAACUCAUCAGAGGUAGAAAUGAUACAACAUUGGAUUUAUGUUUGACAACAAUGUUGAUGAUGUCACUGAUUCCCUCAUUUCCCCUCUUCCUUACUCUGUUAACCCCUUUACACCCUAACAUCAGCAUCCUUAUUCUCUAUACCCUUCUCCGUACAUUUUCUGAGGAGCUGACUAGGAGAAUUUGUUUUCAAUAACAGUCAAAAACUUCUUUAGUUAGAGAUCAUUUCUUUUUUUCUUGUGACCUUAAUGUUUGAUUCAGGGGUGAUAUUCUUUGGAGAAAUUUGGUGCAAGUCCCUCUCAAGAGUUAAAGGUUUAAAUUCUCGCCCUAACAAGCCCAUAUUGCUGCUUGGAUGUGUGCCUGUGAACUUUCAUUAAAUAUUUAAACAUGUUGUGAAAGAAUGUUUGACUUUAGAGACUUGUGAUAAUUGGGGCAUUCAGGAAAUUUGCACUUUGGGCUAUUGCACAUCCUUCUGUCCACACCCAUAUACAUGUGUUAAACCGUACACUUUACCUUUUGUCCCUUCAGGUUCUUCAGAUUCAGCUGUGUUCCCUCUUUGUACAAUAUUACAUCCAAGGACAUCAUGUACUGUACUCUACCAUUAUAUCACUCUGGAGGAGGAGCACUUGGUGUGGGAGCUUGUCUUUUACAAGGAGUCACAUUGGUGUUGAGAAAAAAAUUUUCUGCUUCUAAAUUUUGGGAGGAAUGUAUUGAGCAUAAAGUAACAGUAAGUAGCUAAAUUUUAUAAAAUAAUUCAAAUAGUAUGUGCGCUCUGAUUGGCCAUAAAACCAUUUUACAUGAGUGUAUGUAAACACAGUUUUCAUUCCUCUUUCAUUAGUUAUAUUAUAAAAGAAAUGUAAAAUGGUUUCCAUGUUUACAUAGCCUGAUGUAAACACACGGGAGGUUGGGAGAACAUGAGAUAAGUGUAGGAAACCACAAUGCUUUAAACAUGUGCAGCAGAAAAAUUACCUAAUGCUGGCUGCCAGCCAGCAUUUAACUUGAUGCCUUAACACUCAAGAAACAAAAUUUGCAAAAUUUUUCUGUUGUACUUCUGUACAAUCAACUGGUGAUUGUACAUGAGCAAAAGGAAUAUUUUUGAAGGAAAGAAACAUUUGCAUGUAUAAAACUUCAAUUUUAUGUAAUUCAUUGGGAGCUGAAAAUUUCUAAAUUCAACAUCUUUUGGUGACCAUAAUAUUCCAUCUGGUGAUUGAAACAAAAAAAGUUUAAUCACCACUUGGUACUUGUGCAAAUAAGCUAAUUUUGAACCCUAUGAGGAGGAAACUGGGAGCCACAACAGCAGUGGGGGCAUGACAGAAAGUUUGGGGUGCAUACUGUAUUAACCUCUUCAACCCGAAAAUUUUCUCCCUACUGUUCUUCAUAUGUUUCCUCAGGUGCUGACAGGGAGAAUUUGUCUAGCAAUCAAACAUUUUUUUUGUUGGUUAUCAUUCCUUUAUUCUCUUGACCUUAAUGUUUUAUUCUGGGGUGAUAUUGUGAGGAGAAAUCUGAUGCUAGACACUCAUAGAGGAUAAAGUUUUAACAAGAUUGCAUUGAGAAUGAUAUUUCACCUUUGUUAUGAAUGAAAACUCCUCAGAUAUUUGAAUUGAUAAAAAAGAGAUAUAGGAUUAGAGAAUGAUAAACAUUUUUAAUUGAUAAAAUUAUUCCAGAAUAACUAUAUAGCUUUUCUCUGUCAGGUGAUCCAGUAUAUUGGUGAGCUGUGCCGCUAUCUGCUAGCCCAACCAUAUUCACCAUCAGAGAAGCAACACUCAGUACGUGUUGCGUUUGGUAAUGGAUUACGGCCUCAAAUAUGGAAUGAAUUCCAGUCUCGUUUUGGUAUCAGCAAGAUUGGAGAGCUUUAUGGUUCUACUGAAGGAAAUGUGGCAUUUUUCAACAUUGAUUAUACCCCAUGUGCCUGUGGUUUUGUCUCAGUUAUUUUCCCAAAGUUGCUUCCAUUUUAUUUUAUUAAAGUUGACCCUGUUACUGGUGAGUUGCUUAGAGAUAAGAAUGGGCUGGCAAUCCAAGCAAAUACUGGGGAACCUGGACUUGUAGUUGGAAAAAUUGUCAAAGGUAGUGUUUCAUUCUCUGAUAUUACACCACAUGCAUUGCUGACUGGUUAUUGUUAGGGGUGUCAAUGUUUUGUUCGUUUUUUUGUGGGUUUUUUUGGAUGAAGACAGGACGAUAAUGUUAUUGGUGUAAUGUUAUUGGUGUUAAUUCUAGCUAACACACUGCUGGUAAAACAGAUCUGGAACUUGAUUCAUUUGUGCUCUUUACUUUCCUACUUACAAGAAGAGAUUUAUUUUUUACAAUAGAACACAGAUGUUGUCUUCCUCGAUUACUUCCAAACUGUGUUUGCUUUCAAAUUAAAAAAAAAAGCCCAAUAAGUGUUAAACCCUCUCAUGCUCAAGAUCUCAGUUGUAAUUCUUGUUACUUUCUGAUUCACAUUUCUUACAUUGUUAUAGUUCCAAGUUGUUGUAUUUCUUCCUUCCAAUCACCUGUUUGCUCAAUGUCAUAUUCAUACUGCAAGGAAAAAUUGCUUGCUCAGCCUGAAUAAGCAAUUAUCAGUCUGGUACAGAACAGAUUUAGGUUACUACAGUUCAACUUUAGGGACUUAAAGCAGUCAAGACAGGAUCCCAAAUUCCUAUGAUUUUAUUCUUCAAUCUGAUAUAUAUAUAUUUAGCUGUAACUAUAGUUUUAUAUUCUUUAAUUUUAGCUUUAUUUUUUUAAACGAUUUGUAUUGAUGCUUAAAAACCCAUUCAGGAAGCUUCAAUAAAGAUCUGUAUCUGUAUCUGUAUCUUUAACUGCAAACAGCCGGAUGUGAUUACUGUCUCUAACAGCUCCACAUCUUAACUUUGGCAUAGGGUUUGUGCACAGCAUUGACUUCCCAAAUGAAAUUUUAGAUAAUUUUCUUGUGUGGUUUCUGUUCUCAGGCCAUGCAAAUUUUGGUGAUUUCAUGUUACUGCCCAUUAGAUGGUUUGUCUGUUUUUUAUGAAGGUCCCCAUGGUGAGGGAAGGAGGAAGGAGGCAAAUAAUGUAUAGUAAGAAGAAUACAUUAUUUGUAUUUGCUAUGCUAGUGCAUCAUGAUAUAGGUUAUGGAUUUUUUACUUGAUGACAGUAAUAUUUGCUAUCUCCUUUGCAGAGAGAGGCAUUACAUUUGAUGGAUAUUUGAACCAACAAGAAACUGCAAAGAAAAUUGGCCACAACAUUUUUAAGAAGGGAGAUGUAUAUUUCCUAACUGGAGAUCUUCUCAUCAAGGAUGAGUAUGGUUACGUUUAUUUUCAUGAUCGCAUCGGAGAUACAUUUCGCUGGCGAGGAGAAAAUGUUUCUACAGCUGAAGUGGAGGCAAUAAUGAGCAAUAUACUGAGUCUUCGUGAUGUGGUGGUUUAUGGUGUCAAAAUUCCUGGCACUGAAGGAAGAGCUGGCAUGGCUGCCAUUGCAGAUCCACACAACAAAGGCAUUGACUUGAGCUCUCUUGUUCAGGGCUUGAAAGAAAAAUUACCAAUUUAUGCUCAUCCCAUAUUCCUGCGAAUAAUCCUAGGUGAUGUAAGUCUUACAGGAACAUUUAAACUUCAGAAAACUAAGUUAAGACAAGAAGGAUUUGAUGUAGGAGUGGUGAAGGAUAAACUUUUUUAUUUUGAUUCACAAGUAAAGCAAUAUGUAGAUUUGGAUGAAGGAAAGUAUGCUAAAAUUGUUAGCGGUGAAAUCAGAAUGUAGGAUUUUGUAUAUACAUGUUUUUCAUUUUUAGUUAUAUACUUGUGCAACUUCUGUACAGAACCACAAUACCAUUCCAAAACUUAAACUUUUCACUAGGUUUCCGGGCUUUGUACAUGAUGUCCUGCAGGUUGACUGUUAAUAGUUAUUAUUACCUUAAAUUCAAUAAUUCACAUACAGUAUGUUUUCAGUACUAUGAUAAUUCACAUGUCAUAAAAUGUAGGAGUAUAGUUCAUGUGUUUUUUGUCUUUCAUUUUCCAACAAAAUCACUUUUAAAUGCUACUUCAUACAUCAUGGGUGUACACAUCUUGUAGCACUGUUGAACCAUUUGGAAAAUUGCAUGUUUGUUUCUUUGUUUAUGUUUGACAUUGACAUAUCAGGAACAAGAUAUUUUGUUGCAUAUAUACAAUGAAAUUAUAAAGAAAAGCAAGGUAAUAGCUGUAUAAUCAAGUCAUAAGUUACUCUUUCUAUUCUGUCUUCUGCUUUUCAGUGCAAUGUAUCAAAAGACAUAUUUAUAUAUAAAUAAUUCAGUGCUCCAAGCUGCGACCAUUUUGGUCACUCUGGCAAGUGAAAAUAUAUUUGGCAACUAAAAUUGCAACGAAAGUCAUCAAUUGGCCAAUCAACCACCAGAUAGAAAAAGGAAAAAAAGGAGUACAAACAUUUUUUAAUUGCCUCUAUUUUACAAUUGAUGGUCACAAAAAGGAAACUCUUAGGAAAAAGUGAGCUGAGAGCCCUUAAAUUUGGUUUUUAUCAUUUAAGUUGAUAUUGUAGAUUGACCACUGUAAGGAGUUUCUUAAAAAAAAUUUGCUGCUGUGUGUUCUGUGAUCAGUCACACUUGCCACUAAAAUAAUAAAAAUCUAAAACUAUGUACACAACAACAUGGGAUGAAAAACCAGAAUUAAAAUCCCCCACUGAUGAAAAAAGUGAGCUGAGAGCCCUUAAAUUUGGUUUUUAUCAUUUAAGUUGAUAUUGUAGAUUGGCCACUGUAAGGAGUUUCUUAAGCAGUAUUUUGAGCAUUAGCCCUUCAUCAUUUGCUCUGACAAAGGGCUAUAAACCUUCAAAAUAUCAGCUUCCAAUAGAAACUCAUACAUAACCAACUAAGUUAGAAAAACUAAAUUAUCUUUUUGUACUCUCCCACCAACCCAGCACCACAGUUUCUAAUUAUAGAAACUUACCCCCUUUAUUCAUAUGUAUAUAUGUUUGGUGUGACAUGUAAAUUUAAUUAUAAUGUAGCAAUAAAAACAAUUUGCUGCUAUAUGUUCUGUGAUCAGUCACACUUGCCACUAAAAUAAUAAAAAUCUAAAACUAUGUACACAACAACAUGGGAUGAAGAACCAGAAUUAAAAUCCCCCACUGAUGAUAUUUUCCAGUACAUCAGAGAAUCAGUUAGAACCAAUUGAAAGUAUUUCCUAAUUAAUCCAUACACAAAGUUUGGCAUAACUUAUCACAUGUACCAUCAAGUAAUUAGGAGAAGAAUUUGCAUCGCUCUCCCUGUUUUGGACUCAAUGCACUCACAUUUUAGCAUUUUCUUUCUUGAAUUAUUACUUUCAGUUAUAUGAUACUCUAUCUAGAGAUAAUUUGAAUAAAUUUGAUUCAGCUAUUCACAAGGCACAAUUUCUAACUUUCCAUAUUUGGGAUUCUAUUGUCUUACUAUUACCUUAAUUGGUCAUUAUGCACUUAUAAGGAGUGUUUAAUGCGCAUCCGAUACGCAACUUGCGCGACCAAAAAUUGCAUGACAGUGACCCAUAUGACCACCAUCAUUUUUAAACGUGAAUUUAACAUGGCGGAUAGACAGAACACCUCUGGAAAUGAGACGAUAUUAGUCAGCUCUGGUGAUGAAGACGAAGAUGAAGACGUCGAGGGACUUUUUAAAGAAUUUGUUUCCAAAGUUGAGAGAUGUGUAGACCAAAACGAUGUGGUGCUUUUCCUGAAGCUGAAAUUCGCGGAGGCUCGGUCCGAGUUCGUGUCAUCCGUGAAAUUCAAGAAUGCUCUGAAAUGGAGGACGAGAGAAAUGAACAAGUCAAAUGGCUACAUUUAUACUGGAGAUAUUUGUAAGCUUCUCUUACCAGAUUCAAAGGUGGAUAAUGUUGACGAAAAAGCCAAUGAUGUACAUUUCGCGGGAAAUGGACAAGCAGUGAGUCCCUUCACUCGCGUGGAAGGCGACGUAAACAGAGCGAUCGAACUGACUGUAGUGGACAGUGAACCAGGCUAUCUCACAACAGACAAGGGGGCGAAACUUCCCGAGACUGCUGUCCCCUCAACGAGCAGCACAAGCUCUAUUCAACCUCCUUCAAGUGGUAUUGUUAAUGGACGAAUCAAUGAGAAGAAAAGACAAAUGGCAAGUCCUUCGAAACAACCGCUUACCCCUAGAAAACGAAAGAAGCUCGUCAAAAGAAUGGAAUUGAAGCUUAAGAACCUGGCAGAGAGAAUUCAGAUUUUAAAUCAAGCAGAGUUGAGUUUGGAUGAAAUGGAUAUGAGUGACAGUACAUAUAUUCAAGAAUGUCGUCUGAAAGAGAAAUUUAAUCAAAUCUGGAACAAGAUCUGUAGAGUGCAGGGAAAACCCCCCAACACAGGAAGGGUAACAGAGAAAGAAGUCAAGUGUCCAACCACGGGCCUACCAGGGAUAGACCAUGCCAUAAAAAAGUUCAUAAGGAAUAAGAAAGGUCGUUUUCCUGAUAAGUUUGACAUCAGCAAUGUAGUACAAGAAGCAAACAAAAAGUAUGGCUUGAAACUGUCAACACAAGCUCUCAAUGAGGUCAGUGAUGAAGUGUUCAUGUGUAUAGGUAACAUUCUACAGAAGAGACGGAAGAGAGAUUUUAAUUUCAAUUUUGGAUGUCACCUCACAGAUGAUUGUAAUGCCAGUAAUGACCCUGCCAUAAAUGACUCAGCACUUCGCAAGAAGUUGGAAGAAAAUAAGAAGGUCAACAAAAAGAAUCUAGAUGAAGUUUUUACAAAGUUUGUGCGCUAUGGACGCAUGAAAGCUCAUGAUAGCACUAGUACCUCGAGCAGCAGUGAUGUUGAGGAGGAAAGACCUGAUAAGAGUGACAGAGUCACAAUGAAAAAGAGAUUCUCUUGCAUUUCUGUCACACAAUCAUCAGAUUCUAGUGAAAAUGAAUGCAAUGACUUUGGGUUGACAGAAGGUAUGAAUGACAGCACAAAAAAGAUAAGAAGGGAGGAAGGGUUUGAUGACGAUGAAAGUGACUUGCAAAACUUUUCCAUGAAGUCUCCUCAUCAACUAAGAGGAAAGAAGAAAGAAACAGAAACUGAGACUAAACUUGACAUAGAAAACAAUACUCCAUUGCAAUCAAAUGAUAGAAAUCUGUGGGAAAACUCUGCUAUUGUUGAGUUACCUACCUCAGCUCUGUCUGAAUGCAAUGAAAUUUGUGUGGAACACAAAAAAAUAGUGAAAAUGGAUGGUGCCUCUCAACCCUCUGUUGUUGAAAUUUUGGAGCAAACAGGCAGCAGUGGGAAAGAGAAUACAUUACCUGAUCAGCCCAUUGUUAUAGCACCAGAAAGGAUUAACAACAGUGCAGUAUCCACAAAUCAGCAACCCAACAAUUCUACCCCGAAAUCAGAUCGUUAUAUUGUCUCUGCAAGUAAGGAAGAUCUAACAACCAAACCAGUAGAGACUUCUUAUAAGUCUUCAGUGACUAAUAAUUCCCCAGGUCAUGUGAUAUCAAGUGUUGAUGAUUUGUCAUUGCAGGAGACUAAGCCUUCCUCCAGUACAAAAUCAGAUUCUCAUGUUAUCACUGUUGAUAAGGAAGAUCUGACAACUGAACCAGAAGAGACUUUUCCUGAAUCCAAAGAAAGUAGUACUUCCUCAAGUCAUAAAGUAUCAAACAUUGACAAUUCUUCUUUGCAUUUGACAAAGUCUUCUCUUUCCAGUGUUAAAUCAGAUCCUAAUGUUAUCACAUUAAUUGAGAAAGAGCUAGCUGCUAAACUAGUAGAGACCUUGUCUGAAUCCCAAGAGACCAGUACUUCCCCAAGUCAAGUAAUCUCCAGCUCUGAAGAUUCCUCGGUGCAGGACACAAAGUCUUUUCUAAGACCUGUACUGUCAACUAUUAAAGAUUUUGAUGAUAAGGCACAAGAUGUGAUUGGCAAUGUAACUGGUUCUUCUUUUCAUUCUGAUGUUGACAACGAAGAAGUUGUUGCGGGAAAAUCUCCAAAGGAAAAUGGUUUUCAUGAUGAUGCACCAAAGUCCACUCCAUCUAGGAAAAGAAAAGGUGUAAACUUUACUUUAUCACCUCUGACUGUCAAUAUUAAACCUAUAUCAAUUAAAGGUCACAGGAUUUUCCCCAAGAAGAGGAAAGCAGAGAAUGGAUUGCUUGAUUUUGAAAGUCCACUGAAAAGUUUCCGUGAAGCGACUUUGGAAAUUAGAGGAAAUCAGCCAUCUUCCUCUUGUAACCUCCCAGAGGCCAUAAACAGUAAAUUAAAUUUUGAUUGCAACAAUAGAUUAUCAAAAAUUGAAAAGGAUGAACCUUCUGUUUCUUUUGCAAACAGCCCACCAGACCAAAGUAUCAAUAGUGAUAAGUCUGGUAUUGAAGCAACAGCAUCAAAGAGAUUGCUGCUUUCUUUGAACAAGACGGGAAGAAAUUCUCCCAUCAAGAAACAGGAAACUUCUGAAAGGACAGUUAUCUCCAUUGUACUCUCAGAUGAUGAUGACAGUGAUUGUGAAAUAAUCAAGUGA